CUUCCUUGGGCAUAGAGUAUCUUCGUACCUGCCACACGAUAUACACAUGACGAAUUUCGCCCCAAAUCGUAUUCGGAGUUGGCAGCACCCUCUCAGAUUACAAUGAAACUUUCUGGGUAUGUACACCAAGACUAGAUAAGCCACUUUGCAUACUUAGUUUCUUCAAAAUUUAUCUGGACUGACUUUUGAAAAGGGCUAAACUUUUUUAUGGAUUUUUUAAAAAUGUUUUUAAUCAAAAAAUGACUACUCCUACAAAAAAGUGUUGUAUGGGUGAUUAUCACAAAAUAAGUCAAAUUUUAAGAAAAAAAUACUGAAAAAAAUUCAAAAUGAGCCCUACACUGAAAAAAAUCAUUUCUAAAAAUUCAAAGUUGAUUUAAAAAAAACACCAUUUUUUAUUUUGAUGAAAUUUUGUCUCAAGACAUGUAAUUAUGUUCCCUACCAACCGUCCAUACAUCACAAGAUGGGCACUUUUAAGGAAAAAAAGUUUUUCUAACAAAAACUUUUUCAUGUCCAAAUUAUUAUUUUUUCAGUGUCUUUUUUAAAAACAAACUAAACCAGUGAAGGUUAUCAGUAAUCUCAAAAUGCAAUGAAACUUAUUGUGUCAUAUGCGACAAUGGAAUGCACCCAUAUUCACGCAGCAGCACUCUAGAAGUACGAAACAAUAUACAAUUAGAACACGCAUUUCAUACGUGCUGCUGUAAUUUCUACCCAAACGUUUCUACCCCAUGUUCUUACCUAAUAUUCGGUAAGGCUAUUUAUUAGAUUCGAACUACCUAAUCGAAAAAAAAAACAAAUCAAGAGUUGUACCUAAAGCAAAUAUGAACAAAACAAGAAAAUGAAUCGGUAUCAUUCAACGUGUUACUUCUCUUUGGUUAUUAAAGGCAGUUCUGAAAAGUAAUGGAUCAAUCGUAUAAAUCAAAAUUCAACAAAUUCAAGUGCAGUGCAAAAAAAAAACAAUCCAAAGUGCAACCGUCAUAAUCUACGGGGCAUGUCAUUAAGAUUGAUAGAUAAAAUUCAUUCCAUGGGAUAUACACAUGAAAUCGACGAAUCGAUGAGUAUUUGUGAGUCAUGUCGUGGAUUGAUAAGUCACAACAGAAGCCCGAAUACGAAAAAACGCCGAUCGGAUGGAAACGACGAAACUAUGCAACCAUCAUUUAGUGGGCAGCAACAUCAUGAUGUUCCAGAACCAGAACCGUCAACGAGUGGUCAACAAAUCGAACAUGAGCUGGAUAUGGUACCAUCUAUUCCAUCAUUGGAGUCAAUUCCGUCAACAGAUCAACUACAGGGUCCCCAUAAUAUUGAGAAGUUUAAUACCAUUGCUGAAACAUUGAGUUUAUCGCCAAUCUCAUCUAGAAACAUGAGAAGUAUGGAAUAUCGCAUAAACAAAUCAUUGCAGAUUACGAAAGCAGUUCGAAAAAAUAUCUUCGGAAUAGAUUCAACGGAUGUUGGCAAAGUGGAGGCGUAUGACGAGAUAAUUAUGCAGUUAAAGGAUAAGUUCAAUCACCCUACAACUGACAGAAGCGAACAGAUUAAAAUACUAUCUGUACUUCCUAAGUCUUGGUCGGUAAAUAAAAUCACAAGAGAGUUUAACGCACCAAUGUAUAUGGCGAGGCAGGUGAAGGAUCUUGUUUAUGAACAGGGUAUUCUUUGUACCACCGAAAAAAGAAAGGGGCAUGGUAUUGAUGACGAUACAAAACAAAUAGUAAGAGAAUUUUUUGAUGAUAAUGAUAUCAGCAGGCCAAUGCCAGGAACAAAUGAUUUUGUUUCUGAGGUUCGAAAUGGAAAAAAACAACAAGUUCAAAAACGACUUUUGAUGAUGUCACUCAAAGAGGCUUAUAUGAUUUUUGUAGAUAUGUACAAAACUGUGAAUAUUGGUUUGAAGUAUUUACACAGUUGCGACCAAAGCAUUGUAUUUUACUUGAUUCUACUGGUAUACAUAAUGUAUGCAUAUGUACUAUUCAUGAAAAUGUAAAUUUAAUGUUCAACAGUAUAAGAAUUGUGUCACAAGAUGAAAUAAUACAAAAAAUGCUUUGCGAUAUUUCCACCAGAACAGAUAAUUGCUUUUUCCGUGCUUGUGAAAAGUGUGCUUGUAAUGAACACAUUGAAGAGGAACUUACAUUGAUAUUAGAAUCAAAUGACAAAGAAGAGAUUAUAUUUCAGCAGUUGUUGAAUACUGAUCGCUGUAAUUUAGAAACGAUUAUUAAACCUGUUGAUGAAUUUGUUCCGUAUCUUGUUGAUAAAAUUGACAAACUUAUAACACACGACUUUAUUCAUAAACAACAAUCAUCAUUUCUCAGAAAUAAAAAAGAUACAUUAAAGGAUGAUGAAAUUCUUGCGAUUUGUGAUUUCUCUGAAAACUAUUCAUUCAUAAUUCAAAACGCUGCUCAAGGAUAUCAUUGGAACAACUCGCAAGCAACAAUACACCCAUUUGAAAUUUACUAUAUGAAAGAUAAUAAACUUGUAAAUGUUAGCUUCAUUAUCAUAUCGGAAGUAAUGGCUCACGAUACAGUUGCGGUCCAGUUGUUCAUCUCAAAAAUGAUAGAUUUUAUGAAACAAUUAACGAACUUUUCUAAAAUUUAUUUUAUGUCUGAUGGGGCAGCAUCACAAUACAAAAAUAAGAAGAACUUUGCUAGUCUAUGUAGGUUCCAGUCAAAGCAUGCAUUAAGAGCAGAAUGGCAUUUUCUUGCAACGUCCCACGGUAAAGGUCCAUGUGAUGCUAUUGGUGGCACUCUCAAGCGAAUGGCAAAGAGAGCAAGUCUUGCUCGAGAUUAUGGAAAUUCCAUAACAACUCCACGAGAGUUAUAUAACUGGGCAGUUGUACAGACAGAUAAAAAUAUAACUAAAUUAAAUUUCUGUUACGUAUCCACUGAUGUAUUAAAAUGUCAGAAGAUCUCGAAGAAAUAUAUAAUAACGCCAAAACAAUACCAGGCACUCAGAAAUUCCAUAGUUAUUUGCCUAUUCCUGGCGACAAAGUAAAGGCAAACAGGUAUUCUAAUUCAGAAGAUGAACCAAAAAUAUUUAGUAUGAUCGGAAAAAAUAGAAAAGAACAUGUUUGAAAUUGGCUCUAAGACACAUAU
Messenger RNA from Aedes albopictus (Asian tiger mosquito), 3077 nucleotides. RefSeq lists its product as uncharacterized. The record is from RefSeq and is a predicted model, not a curated record. Bases 1978 to 2976 code for a protein of 332 amino acids. The transcript is spliced from 2 exons. Lineage: Eukaryota; Metazoa; Arthropoda; Insecta; Diptera; Culicidae.